Molecule: messenger RNA, 2442 nt
Organism: Gordionus sp. m RMFG-2023
Lineage: Eukaryota; Metazoa; Nematomorpha; Gordioida; Chordodea; Parachordodidae
Product: heat shock protein HSP 90-beta-like
Exons: 4
Coding region: 105-2288 (727 amino acids)
Biological process (GO): protein stabilization; protein folding; cellular response to heat
Cellular component (GO): plasma membrane; perinuclear region of cytoplasm; cytosol
Molecular function (GO): ATP-dependent protein folding chaperone; ATP binding; disordered domain specific binding
Source: RefSeq, a predicted model, not a curated record
AUACUAGCAUUUUCCAGAAGAUUUUAUAAAAAUAUUAUAUAAAUUAAUUUUCACCAAAUUCUUUCAUUUCCUUAUUAUUUUUUAUAUACAAUUAUAUAUUACAAAUGACUCAAGAUAAUAACACCAAUGAUCAAAAUAUGAAGGAAGUUGAGACUUAUGCUUUUCAAGCGGAGAUAGCUCAGCUUAUGAGCUUGAUUAUUAACACGUUUUACUCCAAUAAAGAAAUUUUUUUGAGAGAAUUGAUAUCCAAUGCUUCUGAUGCUUUAGAUAAAAUACGCUAUGAAAGUUUGACUGAUCCAACAAAAUUAAAUGCUGAAAAAGAACUUUACAUCAAAAUUAUUCCUAACAAAGAGGAUAAAACCUUAACAAUUAUAGAUACAGGUAUAGGUAUGACCAAAGCUGAUCUUAUUAAUAAUUUGGGUACUAUUGCAAAAUCUGGAACCAAAGCAUUUAUGGAAGCUUUACAAGCUGGUGCUGAUAUAUCUAUGAUUGGGCAAUUUGGUGUUGGAUUUUAUUCAAGUUAUUUGGUUGCAGAUAAAGUUAUUGUCAUUUCAAAACACAAUGAUGAUGAGCAAUAUACCUGGGAAUCAUCUGCUGGUGGCUCAUUCACCAUAAAAGAAGAAAACACUGAUUUAUUACCUAGAGGAACUAGAGUGAUUUUAUAUCUAAAAGAAGACCAGCUUGAUUAUUUGGAAGAAAGAAAAAUCAAAGAAGUUGUCAAAAAACACAGUCAGUUUAUUGGUUACCCAAUCAAACUUGUAGUACAAAAAGAAAGAGACCGAGAAAUAAGUGAUGAUGAAGAAGAAAUGAAAGAAGAUAAAAAAGAUGAUAAAGAAGAUAUAAUAGAUAAUGAAACACCUAAAGUUGAAGAUGUUGGCAAUGAAGAAGAUGAUGAAAAAGUCAAAGAAAAGAAAAAAAAGAAAAUAAAGGAGAAAUAUGUUGAAGAUGAGGAAUUAAACAAAACAAAACCUAUUUGGACAAGAAAUCCUGAUGAUAUAACACAAGAAGAAUAUGGUGAUUUUUACAAAAGCUUAACUAAUGAUUGGGAAGAUCAUCUAGCUGUUAAACAUUUUUCUGUGGAAGGCCAACUUGAAUUUAAAGCUCUUUUAUUUUUACCAAAACGAUGCCCAUUCGAUAUGUUUGAGACAAGGAAGAAAAAAAACAAUAUUAAAUUAUAUGUCAGACGUGUUUUUAUAAUGGAUAAUUGUGAAGAAUUAAUUCCAGAAUACUUAUGCUUUAUCAAGGGUGUAGUUGACUCAGAAGAUCUUCCUCUUAAUAUUUCCCGUGAAAUGUUGCAACAAAAUAAAAUUCUGAAAGUUAUAAGAAAAAAUAUUGUAAAAAAAUGCCUUGAAAUGUUUGAAGAAUUAUGUGAAGAUAAAGAGCAAUACAAAAAGUUUUAUGAACAAUUCUCCAAGAACUUAAAAUUGGGUAUCCAUGAAGACAGCCAAAAUCGUAAAAAGUUGUCUGAGUUUUUGCGUUAUAACACUUCUGCCUUUCCUGAUGAAAUGGUUUCCCUCAAGGAGUAUGUUAGUCGAAUGAAAGAAAAUCAAAAAAAUAUUUUCUAUAUUACUGGUGAGAGUAAAGAACAAGUUCAAAAUUCAGCUCUUGUUGAAAAUGUGAUCAAAAGAGGCUUUGAAGUUAUAUACAUGACAGAGCCCAUUGAUGAGUACUGUGUUCAGCAAUUAAAGGAUUAUGAUGGGAAGCCACUAGUAUCUGUUACCAAAGAAGGCCUUGAAUUGCCUGACAAUGAAGAGGAAAAGAAGAUUUUUGAUGAGCAAAAGAUUAAAUUUGAACCUCUAUGUAAAGCCAUGAAAGAUAUUUUAGAUCGCAAAAUUGAAAAGGUUACUGUUUCCAAUCGACUUGUGAAUUCACCAUGCUGUAUUGUUACUAGUCAAUAUGGGUGGACUGCCAACAUGGAGAGAAUUAUGAAGGCUCAAGCUUUAAGAGACAAUUCAACCCUUGGUUACAUGGCCGCCAAAAAACACUUGGAAAUAAACCCCAAUCAUUCAAUCAUGAAAACUUUAUGCCAGAAGAUUGAGACUGACAAAAAUGAUAGAUCAGCUAGGGAUUUGAUUAAUCUAUUGUAUGAAACCUCACUCCUUUCAUGUGGUUUUACCCUUGAAGAUCCCACAGGUCAUGCCUGUUGCAUAUACAGAAUGAUCAAACUAGGUUUGGGUAUUGAUGAAGAUGAAGCUAACAUCUCUGGAGACCAUGUAGAUGCUAAAAUUGAUGAGCUCCCUCAACUUGAUGAAUCUGAAGAUAAAAAUAGGAUGGAAGAAGUUGACUAGAUAUAUUUUAUUAUAAAUUAGAAUUACUGAAUAUCCACUUAUAUUUAAUACAAAUGAUUAGUGUAUUUAAAUUCUCAUUUGUAUUGUACAUUGUAUGUUAUAUUUUUUGUGUCAUUGUAAGAAGUUUCUAAUAAAAGAUUUUUAUUUUUUAAAA